This is a messenger RNA of Phyllopteryx taeniolatus (common seadragon), 4668 nucleotides long. RefSeq names its product solute carrier family 41 member 1-like. Gene Ontology annotation, molecular function: monoatomic cation transmembrane transporter activity. NCBI's taxonomy places the organism in Eukaryota, Metazoa, Chordata, Actinopteri, Syngnathiformes, Syngnathidae. Gene Ontology annotation, cellular component: plasma membrane. The record is from RefSeq and is a predicted model, not a curated record. Gene Ontology annotation, biological process: monoatomic cation transport.
UGCUGAUGCCGGUCUGGUCAUCGUCAGUGUACAAUCUCCAGUCUUGCUCCUACUUGCGCUUGCACACACGGAUACUGCCUGUAUUUUUCCUGCAUCACAAAGCACCGUUGUGACUUUCCUCUUCAUCUGGAGUUAGACAGAAACUGGGAGACUGACACUGACAAGGCUCUGACUCUCACACCGCUCACCUCUGAGCAUCCUUCACAGUGAUUUGCUGCCUGGAACAGACAUUGCCCUGAUGAAACUGAAGAAGGUGCUUCAGCUAACCCAAGAGAGGGAGCUGCGGACAGAGAUGGAGGGGAAGGAAGACAUGAGGACUGAGAAGAAGCUGCUGGCCUUCUGGAUGUUCUUGUCUGACCGGACCUGGACCCUUUUUAGGCCCCGUGAGAGACCUGGCUUCCAGCGCUCGGCCUCAGCCGCCCGCCUACUCAAAAGUGAGGCAUAAGGAGUGUGUGUGCGGGUGUGUGUGCUUGUGUGUGUGUGUCAGGUUCAAGUGUUCAAAGAGGCCUCUCAGAUCUGCUGUCAUGAUUUUGUGGACUGGGUGUGCAAUUGUGUGCGUGUGUGUGUGAGUUGUUCAAAGCUUUCAGUACCGUUGCUCCACCAUUUGACAGGAAGUUACAGGUGGAGCUGAUUAGUGGCUAUUUGACGAGAACUCUGACAUCAACAAAGUUUUACAUGGCGUGAAGGAAAAGUUGAGACAGUCCUAAAAUUGGUACCUCAAAGUGGAAAUGGAUAUUUGACUACAGCAACCAUUUGGAAGCUAAUUUUAUAUACCCCAACAGAAGAUUUUCAGCAAAAAAAAAAAAAAAAGGGGUUAACAGGGACCAGGCAUGGUGGUGAGCCAUCUGGCACUGGAACUGUGUUUCCAGGGGAAGAAGUUGAGGGGCUUCACCUCCAAGCUGACCCGCUCAGCUCAAGGCUUCCUCCCAGACUCUUGGAUCGUCGCAGCCCAGGUGCUGGUGGCUUACGUGGUGUCCGGACGGGGCAUGGUGGCGGCCAGGACAGUCAUGGAAACAGUGCAACACUGGGAGGUGUUUCAAGAGAUCUCUGAGGUUUUUAUCUUGGUUCCAGCCCUGGUGGGACUCAAGGGGAAUCUGGAGAUGACAUUGGCAUCCAGACUGUCAACAGCAGCCAACACUGGGCAGCUGGAGGAGCCGCAACGGCAGUGGAGGACAGUUUGCUGUAAUUUAGCUCUCAUCCAGGUCCAGGCCACAGUUGUCGGCUUCCUGGCCGCGGUGGCAGCAGUGAGUCUCGGGGGUCUGACCAGAGGUAGAGUGGAACUUCUCCACGCUGCCAUCCUGUGUGGCAGCAGUGUCACCACCGCCUUUAUUGCUGCGCUGUCUCUAGGCCUUGUGAUGGUGGCAGUGAUCAUUGGCUCCAGGAGAGUGGGCAUCAACCCAGAUAACAUAGCCACGCCCAUCGCUGCCAGCCUGGGUGACAUCGUCACGCUGUCUUUGCUUGCUGUGGUCAGCACCUUCUUUCUCUGCUACAGAGACAUGUGGUACCUGCCUCUUGCGGUGUGUGCCUUUUUCCUGCUUCUUGUGCCAGUGUGGAUUCUCAUCGCCUACCAGUCUCCACCAAUCAGAGAAGUCCUGAGGUCAGGCUGGCAGCCAGUUAUUUUUGCCAUGUCCAUCAGCAGUAUCGGUGGUCUGAUUCUGGAUAAGACAGUGAGCAAUCCAAACUUUGAGGGUAUGGCAGUGUUCACUCCAGUUAUCAAUGGUGUUGGAGGAAAUCUGGUAGCCAUCCAGGCCAGCAGGAUGUCUACCUACCUUCACUAUUGGAGCGUUCCUGGAGCUCUGCCAUUCAAAAUCACCAUGGACUGUCCUGGACCCUAUGCUACUUUCUGCUCUUCCGACCUGAAUUCCAAAUCAGCAAGAGUCCUGAUCAUCCUUGUAGUCCCAGGUCACCUUCUUUUCCUAUACAUGAUCCAUCUUCUGCAGGCAGGGCACACAACCAUGACAUCUGCCUUCAUCAUUUGUUACCUGUCUUCAGCACUGUUUCAGGUGGUGAUUCUUCUGCAUGUAGCCAACCUGAUGGUGAAGUGGCUGUGGCAAAGGGGCUUGGACCCAGACAACUUCUCCAUCCCCUACCUGACGGCACUGGGUGACCUGCUAGGAACGGGGUUUCUGGCCCUGAGCUUUAGACUGAUUCAGAAGAUCAGCUUCUGAGGAGUUGGGAUUUGAUCAACACCAUCAAAGUACUGGGACCUGUACACUUAUGCAGGACUUUGGAGUUAGUAAGGUACCUUAUAGGUGAACACUGUGUCAUGAAGUAAUCCAUCCUUCAAGCAGGAUAUGUUGCUGCUUGCUGUUCUGGAGCAAAUAUGAAAUACGAAAGAAAAAUACAAACUCCUGGGGACGGAAGUUCUAUUUAAAAAAAAAAAAAGGGAACGUAAAACACACUAAGCACUUCCUACUGGCCAGUUUAUUAUCUUAGGCAACAUUUUGGUUAUCAUUUAGGCUUUAGUAAAGAAAUGUAAUUGUCUGAAUACAGACUAGUGACUUAAAGUACUAAAGCUAUGUAUUUGCUCACCUUAGAUAUGUAAGCUACCCUGCUUGUGGAUAAAUAAAAUAAUACUGUAUAAGAGUAGAUUAAAGGUCGAUAGCAAUUUCUGAUGCAAACUAGAAACAAAUAUCCCAUUGAUAGCAUUAAUAGUCUACUUCAAAACAAGGUAUAUGGACAGAAUGGAUAAGAAAAUUAAGCAUUUUACAGUUAGGUCCAUGUCAGUCAGUAGGUCAAUCUCAUAGAGUUCGUUUGGUUUUGCUCAUCUCUGAGUUACCACGUCAACGUUUUACGAAUCCAAAUCUGGAAAACACUUGUUCAUUGAAAAUGCUUGUUGAAGGUGAAGGAGCAGUCACAAAAUAAGUCAGUUCACGUUGAGUACUGGAUGCAUACUACUAUUUAGAUGAUGCAACCUAUAUCAAUGCUGCACUGUAAUGGUGGGAUUUUACACCUAUUGUCAGAUCUUGUCUUCAAUAGCAAAUAAUUGUAUAGUCGGAGCGUAACUAUAAUGUACAGUACUAUAUAUGUGUGAGUUGCUGCAAUGUCUGAAUGAAUGUUUGAUUUUCUUGCGUUUUCUAAAAUUAUGCAUAUCCAGUAACUGGGAUGAGUUCUUGGAUUUAUAUGAAGGGUUGAGAUGAAUGUGCCUGUUGAUAUGAAUCUGCUGUGUGUUAAUAUGUUGCAUUACUUCUGUAGACUAAAAAAAAUGGGUUUGACAUCAGAAGAAUAUGAGAAAAGAGAUCAACGUUUCUACUUUUAGUUGCAAGGUAUUUACAUUUGGAUCUGAUGUACACUUUAUUGGAUAGCAUUAUUAGUAACGUAAUGCAAAAUUAUUGGUUGAGCAAAAGUACUGGAAAGAUUAAGCCUGUGACAAACUGACAUCAGCAAACCUCACCACUGCCCCUCUCAAUUGUUCUGUUUUGAAUGGUUACUCCCUUCAGUCUCGCGCUAUAUGAUAAAGGUUCUCCCAAUCAGUUUGGUUGCAUUUUUCUUUAACUAGGCUGACAAAAUAUUUCUCCUAAUUUACCUCCUGUGUCAUGUUACAUCAAUGAAAACAGGUGAGCCCAUUUUAAAGGAAGCCAUGCAACACUGAGCCAUGGCAUUACCUCCAUUGUGUUUUACAGAUGAGCUUGAAUAUUUGUGAUCAUGAGUAGAUUCGUUUUUUCCUCCUUUAGCCUUUCCAUCACUUUGGUAAAGGUCAGAAUUUGUCUCAUCAAUCAAUAAGAUGUCUUUUUAGCAGAUUCCAGGCCGGUCUUCAUAUUUUCAUCGUGAAUGAGUGGCUUGCAGCUUCUGGUGUUUCCUCAAGACUUUAGUUCUAGAAGUCUUCUGUGAACAGUACAUUUUGAUACCUUCACUCCUACCCCCACCGUUAUUGUGUGUGUGUGUUUUUUUUAACAGCUCCUCAUGUUUUUGUAGUCAACUGCUGUUGUUUCCCUUUAUCUAUCAGAUUGACGUCUGUAAUUUAACAUAGCAGGGGUUCCUUUCUUCGGGACAUUGAAAGUGGUUAUGUGGCCAACAUUUGUCCAAUGACUAACACAUUUUCCUUCUUCUCUUGGCAUCACAAUUGCUUUUUUCACCCCACCCAUAGUGUCGUGACCGAAAGAACAAGAUCCCGGAUUCAAGGGACCGCCGGACUGAGUUUCCUCCGCAGGAUGUCCGGGCUCUCCCUUAGAGAUGGGGUGAGAAGCUCGAUCAUCCGGGAGGAUCUCAGAGUAGAGCCACUGCUCCUCCACAUUGAGAGGAGCCAGAUGAGGUGGCUGGAGCAUCUGAUUCGGAUGCCUCCCGGACGCAUCCCUGGUGAGGUGUUCCGGGCACGUCCCAACGGGAGGAGACUCCGGGGACGACCCAGGACAUGCUGGAGAGACUACGUCUUUCGGCUGGCCUGGGAACACCUCGGGAUGCCCCCGGAAGAGCUGGAUGAAGUGGCUGGGGAGAGGGAAGUCUGGGCGUCCCUGCGAAAGCACCGCGACCCGACCUCGGAUAAGCGGUAGAAAAUGGAUGGAUGGAUGUACCCCACCCAUAGCUUUCUGAAACUAGACAUAGACAUUCUGCACUAUUUAUUUGAAAAAUCAGUGUAAUAGGCAACAACCCACUCCAGUCAGUCACGUUUCAAAACAUUAGCUCACAUGACAAAAAUGGUGGGUUCAAACAAAAAGUGUUAUCUUCUAA